Messenger RNA from Neoarthrinium moseri, 1776 nucleotides. RefSeq lists its product as uncharacterized. NCBI's taxonomy places the organism in Eukaryota, Fungi, Ascomycota, Sordariomycetes, Amphisphaeriales, Apiosporaceae. The coding region runs from base 1 to 1776 and encodes 591 amino acids. The record is from RefSeq and is a predicted model, not a curated record. Gene Ontology annotation, biological process: transmembrane transport. Gene Ontology annotation, molecular function: transmembrane transporter activity. The transcript has a single exon.
AUGACCGUUCCUGCCACCCCACACUCUCGAGAUAAACCCAACGGCGUCAAGGCGGAGUUGCCACCCGCCGGAGGUGUCGUCACUCAAGCAUCUGGCGACCUUGAAGCUGGGCCUGGAGAAGCAAUCCCCAUCCCCCCAGACCCGAGGACAGGAUUAGACCCAAAGCAAAGCCCCAAUGCCAGGGAACAUGGCAGCAAAGACGCACUUGAUGACCAGACAUCUCGCCUGCCAUUUCGUCGGCUAAUGGCGGCGUACUUGUGCCUUGCACUUAUCUACUUCAUCUCUACCCUUGAUAUCAACUCUGUUGCCACAGCACUGCCAGCAAUCUCACGGUCGCUGGAUGCAGGAAGCAGCAUCACCUGGGUUGGUACUGCCUACUUGAUGGGUCAGACCAGCUUUCAAGCAUUGUACGGCCGGCUCUCUGAUAUCUUUGGUCGCAAACCUGUCUUGUUGGCAUCUAUCGGCUGCCUAAUCGUUGGUGAUAUCCUUUGCGGCUUUGCCACAAAUGUGACGUGGCUAUAUGUAUGCCGUGCGCUAAGCGGCGUGGGAGGUGGUGGCAUUAGCUCUCUUGUUCAGAUCACCGUUAGUGAUCUUGUCAGCCUCAAGGAACGAGGGAAGUACCAAGGAAUGCUCAGUGGGGCUAUCGGUCUCGGUGCUGGCACGGGCCCUUUUCUCGCCGCCGCCUUCAUAGAUGGCGAUAGUACCGACGGCGAUGGCUGGCGAUGGAUCUUCCGGGUACCACCUAUAUUGGCUGCUGUCUGCCUACUUGCCAUGUCGAUGGCCCUACCACUUAAGCCAGUCACUGGUAGUUGGCGAGAGAAACUCGCAAAGAUCGACUGGUUUGGACUUGGUGCUGCUGUCACCGCCGUCGUCUUUGUCCUAGUCCCCAUCAACUCGGGAGGUAGCAUCUUCCCCUGGAACAGUGCUUUGGUCAUUGCGAUGCUCUCGAUAGGUUUCGUCUUCUUUAUCGUCUUAGCUGUCAUCGAGAAGAGGUUUGCCCGUAUUCCUAUUAUCCCACUGCGUCUGUUUACCCAAAGGUCUACAGCUGCAAUUAUGGUUCAGAGCGCCCUUUACAACUCUGUGUGGCAGAUCGAUAUCUACUUUUUACCUAUCUACUUUCAACAAGUCCGUGGAUACUCUGCUUUGCAGAGCGCAAUUCUUGUUCUUCCGUUGCUGCUCCUGCAGAGCCUUGCUGGAGUGGCUUCUGGCCCCAUAAUGAGUAAGAUUGCAAGAUACGGACCGGUCUUGUACUCAGGGAUGGCCCUGUGGACCUUGGGUGCUGGCCUCAAAAUUCUAUUCUCCCUGGAUACUUCGGUGCCUGUAUAUGUAUUAGUACUUGCUAUUGAAGGCAUCGGUAUCGGCCUUGUGUUGCAGCCUGCCUUAGUUGCCUUGCAAGCGUUGUCCAGGAAAGAGGAUCGCGCAGUGGCUACUUCGGUACGCAACCUCAUGCGAAUGCUUGGGUCUGUCUUUGGUAUGGCAUCCUCCACAGCCAUAAAGUAUGCUGUCACCAAAGCAGCACUUCCGACGAGUAUGCCCUUGGCACUGCAAGCAGUUGUCAUGGACGGGACAUGGGUCAGAGGGGAUCCUGCUUUCGUUGAAUGGGAAGCAGCUGUACUAGACGCUGAAAUGCGUGGAAUACGUGCUGUUUUCAUCAUGAUGGCACCAUUGAUUGGUGCAUGCCUUCUGGGUUGCUAUUUUAUCCCCGACUCUAUUUUGAAGGGGGAUGAAAAAGGUCAGAGGCCCCAAGAUAGCCAUCCGGCUGAGAAAGGUAGUUAG